Molecule: messenger RNA, 813 nt
Organism: Penicillium coprophilum
Lineage: Eukaryota; Fungi; Ascomycota; Eurotiomycetes; Eurotiales; Aspergillaceae
Product: putative C6 transcription factor
Exons: 1
Coding region: 1-813 (270 amino acids)
Cellular component (GO): nucleus
Source: RefSeq, a predicted model, not a curated record
AUGAACGAAGCAGCCUUCCUUGCCAUGACCCGCACCGAAGGCUUUACAGUAUCAAUCUCAGCCGACCGCACCUCAUCACUCCUAGCUCAAAUGGUCCUCCUAAACCGAAUUCUCUCAGAAAUAAAUGACUUCAACACCAAGGCUGCCACAACAACUUUAACCGAAGAAUAUAUAACAACAACUAUCUCGACUCUCUCCACAGAUCUCUCCACCUGGCUCAAGAAUCUACCCGCUCACAUGCACGAUACACCCUCUAACCUCCAAUCCUAUGCCUCCCAAGGCGAAGGCCACCUCUUCGUAACUCUCUAUCUGGGCUACUAUAACUAUGGCCAAAUGCUCUUCUACCGCUUCCUCCAUGAAGACAUCCGAGGGUAUACACCACGUACGCAUUUCUACGCCCAGCAAUGCAAAGAGCACGCCGUUCGACUCUGCGAGAUGAUCUACCGCUCCGAGGAAGUACCCGGAUGCGCAGUUCUGUACAACAUGGUCGGACAUGUGCUUGUCAUUGCGUCGACAGUGCAGAUCCAUACGUUGCUCUUCGGGGAUGAAGAGAGCGUUGUGAGAGCGCGGGCAAGGCUCGAGAGGAAUUUUGUCAUUCUGACAAAACUGCGUGCGCUGUGGCCUACGCUUGAUGUUUGUAUGGAGCGAUUACAGGCUUUUCAUCGGGCUUGUAGGAGCUCGGUUGAUACUAGUUUCUGUAUGGAUGGGUGGAUGGUGAGGUUUUUGGUUGAAUUUGCCAAUCCGGUUAAGGAUAAGAAUGGGGGUGCGAGUGUGGAAGUGCCUUGGGCUUUGGAGGAGAUAGGGAUCUAUUAG